CGACUGAAAGCUCUUCAUGCUCCGGAGUGGACGUGGCCCUGGUGAUUCGAUAUCAACCACUCAUGCAGCGCUGCCUGACACUGACCCUUGCCCGGCGAAGCAGGCUCCUCUUGAGAAAUAAAUUUGCAUCAGUCCGCUGCCAGCAGUCAGCAGCCAUGUCAGGCCUCCUUAUCAACCAGCCCAAAUACGCCUGGCUGAAGGAGCUGGGUCUGUCAGAGGACAACCCCGGCGUUUACAACGGGAGCUGGGGAGGCAGCGGGGAGGUCGUCACCUCUUACUGCCCCGCCAACAAUGAGCCGAUCGCCAGAGUUACCCAGGCGACUUUGGCAGAGUACGAAGAAACCGUCCAGAAGACCAGGGAGGCCUGGAAGAUGUGGGCAGAUAUUCCAGCUCCAAAAAGAGGAGAGAUUGUGAGGCAGAUUGGAGACGCUUUAAGAAAGAAGAUCAAAGUCCUCGGCAGCCUGGUUUCUCUAGAAAUGGGAAAGAUCUACGUUGAGGGAGUUGGAGAAGUUCAGGAAUACGUCGACGUCUGUGAUUACGCGGUCGGUCUGUCCAGAAUGAUCGGUGGGCCCGUCCUGCCUUCAGAAAGACCAGGACACGCUCUGAUCGAACAGUGGAACCCGGUUGGUCUCGUUGGCAUCAUCACGGCCUUUAACUUCCCCGUGGCGGUGUACGGCUGGAACAACGCCAUCGCUCUGACCUGCGGUAACGUCUGCCUCUGGAAGGGAGCCCCGACCACUCCUCUCACCAGCGUCGCAGUUACCAGGAUUGUGGCCGAGGUGCUGGAGCAGAACAACCUGCCCGGCGCCAUCUGCUCCAUGACCUGCGGCGGCGCUGAUAUCGGCACAGCCAUGGCAAAGGACGAGCGUGUGGAUCUGGUGUCCUUCACCGGCAGCACCCACGUCGGCAAGAUGGUGGCCAUGAUGGUGCAGGAGAGGUUCGGCCGCAAGCUGCUGGAGCUGGGCGGAAACAACGCCAUCAUCGUGUUCGAGGACGCCGACCUGAAUCUUGUGGUUCCCUCUGCGGUUUUCGCUUCCGUGGGAACCGCCGGCCAGCGCUGCACCACGACCAGGAGGCUGAUGCUGCACGAGAGCGUCCAUGACGCCGUGGUGGAGAGGAUCGCCAAGGCCUACAAACAAGUCCGCAUCGGAGACCCCUGGGACCCCAGCACCCUGUACGGCCCUCUGCACACCAAGCAGGCCGUGGAUCAGUACCUGGCAGCCAUUGAGCAGGCCAAGCAGCAGGGAGGCACUCUGGUCUGCGGAGGGAAGGUCAUGGACCGGCCUGGAAACUACGUGGAGCCCACCAUCAUCACAGGACUGGCUCACGACGCCCCCAUCGUCCACACCGAAACCUUCGUCCCCAUCCUCUACGUCCUCAAGUUCAAGACGGAGGAGGAGGCGUUCGCUUGGAACAACGAGGUCCAGCAGGGUCUGUCCAGCAGCAUCUUCACCAAGGAUAUGGGCAGAGUGUUCCGCUGGCUGGGCCCCAAAGGAUCCGACUGCGGCAUCGUGAACGUCAACAUUCCCACGAGCGGAGCUGAGAUCGGAGGAGCCUUCGGCGGAGAGAAGCAUACAGGAGGCGGAAGAGAGUCGGGCAGCGACUCGUGGAAGCAGUACAUGAGGCGUUCGACGUGCACGAUAAACUACAGCAAGGAUCUUCCUCUGGCUCAGGGAAUCAAGUUUGAGUGAAGCGUUCAGGCGGCUUCUUGUUCCAGCUUCAGUGAGCCUGAAGGACAACACUACAUGUUUGAAGCAGCCGAGUGCUGCCGAGCAAAUGCAAGACGUUUGUCGUUGCAGGUUUUGCAUCCAGAAAGGUCAGCUUGAAUUUAGCAAAACGUUUUGAGUAAAUUGGCUGUAAUCUGUCUCAUUAAUCGUGUUUCAAAACAGUUUCUUUGGUUGUGGUUUUAGAUAUUAAUCCUGGAUUUGAAACGGUUUGUGUUAAAGGUCAAAUCUCGUUUACCCCCCGAACGUGUGCACUUUUCUACAAGCACUUGGAAAGUGAGUUUGAGUGCUAGAUGACUGUACCAGAAACCUUUAUAAUGUAUAAAACAAAAUAAAUAUCGCCUCUAUUUUGGAGAAAAAAAAAUCAGUCUCAUGCAUUGUUGUGCAAAUAACAUUUCCUCACAGACUGCAGAAAAUAAUCUUAGUAGAUUUUCCAUGUUCAAAACUAACAAUUUAAGAUUAGUAGCAUGUAGCUCGUAACACUUUGGGUGUUUCCACAUCAUGUGCAGCAUUAAUAUACUGAACUUUGCAUCUAAAGCACUCUUAGAGGAAUGAGUUGAGAGGAACAAUGUACUCUGCAGACAAUCAGACAGUCAAUAAAGGGCAUUGUGGUGACAUGA
This is a messenger RNA of Stegastes partitus (bicolor damselfish), 2344 nucleotides long. It is a transcript of the gene aldh7a1, whose product is annotated as aldehyde dehydrogenase 7 family, member A1. Gene Ontology annotation, molecular function: aldehyde dehydrogenase (NAD+) activity. The transcript has 2 exons. NCBI's taxonomy places the organism in Eukaryota, Metazoa, Chordata, Actinopteri, Pomacentridae. The coding region runs from base 63 to 1691 and encodes 542 amino acids. The record is from RefSeq and is a predicted model, not a curated record.